AUGCCUCUUGACCGUCACGGUCAACUGCACGCAGGCAGUAUCGGCCUCUUCGACGACCCUGACGAGGACGAGUACACCCAGCGAAAGUGGCAGCGUCGCCAGGAAGAGAAGGAAAAUUGGGCGAAAAUCAAGGCCGAACAUCAACGAAAGAAGGCUGAGAAACAGGCGAUUAAAGUAUUGAACCCACCAAGCACUUUAUCAUGGUUCAGAAGAUUCUUCUUCAAGGGAAAAGAGGCUAGUAGAGCUCCCUCCACGGCGCGAAGGCAGCCCACUCCAUCCCCAAGUUCAGCCUCGGUGGGCUCGCCAUGGGACAGCGAUGGUGAACCGCUAUCCCGAACGCCAUCUCCGACGUACUCUGCGUCAGAAGUGGAUGACGAGCUCGAUUCACCGUUCUACCAAGAGUUGGGACUGGUGAGGCUCAAGGCAGAUCGUAACACCGAUGUCAAGGUCGUGCCCAGGUCGUCGAUCAGGCCGGCUAAGGGACAUGAUGGUCCCUCAUCAGGUUGA
Molecule: messenger RNA, 507 nt
Organism: Trematosphaeria pertusa
Lineage: Eukaryota; Fungi; Ascomycota; Dothideomycetes; Pleosporales; Trematosphaeriaceae
Exons: 1
Coding region: 1-507 (168 amino acids)
Source: RefSeq, a predicted model, not a curated record